ACUCGUCAAGAAUCCUAACGAAGGAAUUUCUAUUAUUGUAGCAUGAGUCAAGAAACCGCUCACGAUCAAAGUAACCAAGCGCCAAGCGAUGGACACGAAAAUGUUCAUAUUGAAGUAUCUAGUUUCACACCUCCUAUUCAAAGUGAACAAGUGAACUCACUACAUGUUCCCCAAAAUGAUCAAAAUAUUGGAGAUCAACCUGACGCUAUGCUACCUACCUUAAUGGUAAACUUCUUACAACAAAUGACUAAUGCCCUUGUGUUUCAACCACCUCCACCACAACCUCGUUUGAUCACUUUCAAAACCUUGAAAGAUAAUGGUGCUGAGGAGUUCCUGGGAGAUCGAAUUUCCGAACCCCAAAUUGCUCUUGAAUGGAUCGAGCACACCGCUCGUGUACUACAAAAUUUGAACAUACCUCUCGUUGAUCAUCCAAAAUUUGCAUCUCAAUUGCUCCGCAAGGAAGCCUACGAAUGGUGGAAACGUACUGACGAAAAUCCAAACACACCCAAACCUUGGACUUGGGAAUUCUUCGAUUGGGCGUUCAAGAAGGAAUAUAUACCAGCUCGAUUCCGUGAAGAGAAGCGUGCUGAAUUUAUCGAGUUAAAGCAAGGAGAUAUGACACUCCCUGAAUACCGACAAAGAUUUGUCCAUCUCGCUCAAUUUGCACCCACGCUGGUGAGUACAGCGGCGGACCGCAUUGAGGAGUUUCGCAAAAGACUUCGACCUGACCUCAGGCCGCACGUAUCUACUAUUCAAACUAUGGAUUUCAUUGAGGCAUACGAUCUAAUCUCCAAAGCCGAAAAAGAUCUAAGUGAUUACUAGGAAAGUCUGAAGACUGAGAGUGUUAAUCCAAAUGAAGACCAAAUACAAGUGGGAAGAGACCCUUGCAAGAAAUUGAUAGUGCCAUU
Cuscuta campestris is the source of this 908-nucleotide messenger RNA. The record is from the annotation of a GenBank genome assembly. Lineage: Eukaryota; Viridiplantae; Streptophyta; Magnoliopsida; Solanales; Convolvulaceae.